UUUAUAUUUGUGCUUCUUUCAAACUGAGCCUAAGGCUGUAUGGUCCCCUGACCCCUUGUUCUUCUCCCCUCACACCCGAGUUCUCUUCUCCUUCUGGCACCGGCGAUCUGCAACGACAACCGGCGGAAAUCAGAGAAACCGGCGGCAACAGUGCUUUAUCCUCCGGAUCCGGCGAUCAUCCGGAGAAAUCAGAGAAACCGGCAGCAACCGGCGGCAACAGUGCUUUAUCCUCCGGAUCCGGCGAUCAUCCGGAGAAAUCAGAGAAACCGGCAGCAACCGGCGACAACUUGCAGCAACAUGUGGAGCAGUGGGAGCACCACUUGUUGCGCUCAAGCUCUCAUCCACUCUUUUGUAUUCGGCAGACACUGGGAUGCUGCUGGUGAUUAACAAGAUCCAGCCAUCUCAACUAGCUGGGGAACAACGUAACGCUGCUAGGCUGUUCAAGCAGCUUAAUGGGCAUAUCCGAAAACCUUGCCCUUGGCAAUCCUACUACUAUGGAUGUCAAGGACGCCAUGGAGAAGGUAUUGGCGCUUGACAAGGCCUACCCUCUUCCCCUGCUUGGAACAAUGCUCGACAAGUUCCCUGCAACUGUAGAGCCUGCUGUGUGGUGGCCGCAACAGCAGAAACGCCGCAGUCAUCGGAGAGCCGAGAAGAACGGCUGGAGUGGGAAGCUGGAAGAGGAAAUGAAGCAGAUUGUAGAGCUGCUGAAGAAGAAAGAUAUCCAAGAGUAUGUGAGGUUGAGCAAAUUAGCUUUGAUAGUUAGCAGGACCUUAGCAAUUACUGGUCCUAUAUAUACUCACUGGCCUGGUUGCCGUUGGGUCUGCUUUGGUGGGAAUGGGAUCGCCGUUGCAUGGAUCUUGGGCUGUGCUUUUGGGUGUGGUUGCUGGAGUUAUGGCAAGCGUGGUGAAUACCUUGGAGCAUGGUGGGCAAGUAGGAGAUAUUUGAGAUGUAUCGGAGCUCUGCUGGCCAGCUUCUUUAGACUCAUGGAAGAGUACAUAAAGUACAUUAUCAAGGAAGGGAAAGCGGGGAGAAGAGAGAAUGGAGAGUUAUUUGAAAUGAGGGUGGCUUUACAACUUGGUAGGAGCAUUUCAGAGCUUAGAGAUCUCGCUGCGUCGUCGGCAUCUUCAUCAAGAGAGUUUGCAAGCAACCUCUUCUGAUUUUUUCCACUGGAUCGAUUUUGAUACCUACGUACGUGGCCACACAAAGCUUCCUCUGUGUUUUAAUCCUCAAUUUUGUAUAGAACACCGCCUACCAAAAAUAAAUAAAUAGGCCUUCUAAUCAUGACAUUAUUA
This is a messenger RNA of Nelumbo nucifera (sacred lotus), 1292 nucleotides long. NCBI's taxonomy places the organism in Eukaryota, Viridiplantae, Streptophyta, Magnoliopsida, Proteales, Nelumbonaceae. The record is from RefSeq and is a predicted model, not a curated record.